CCGCCCGGGGCCCGCAGCCUUCCCCAGCCGAUGCCGGGGACUCGGACCCCGCGCCCUGAGAGCCUUUGUUAAUGGAUGUGGUGGCCCGAGGCACCACGACCAGGAGGAGCAGGUUGAAAAGAUCCGAUGGCAGUACUACUUCGACCAGCUUCAUCCUCAGACAGGGUUCAGCGGAUUCCUACACAAGCAGGCCGUCGGACUCAGAUGUCUCUUUGGAAGAGGACCGGGAAGCGAUUCGGCAGGAGAGAGAACAGCAAGCAGCAAUCCAGCUGGAGAGAGCAAAGUCCAAACCUGUGGCAUUUGCUGUGAGGACAAACGUGAGCUACUGUGGUGCCCUGGAUGAGGACGUACCUGUCCCAAGCACAGCCAUCUCCUUUGAUGCUAAGGACUUUCUACACAUUAAAGAGAAGUAUAACAAUGAUUGGUGGAUAGGAAGGCUGGUGAAAGAGGGCUGUGAAAUUGGCUUCAUCCCAAGUCCACUCAGAUUGGAGAACAUACGGAUUCAGCAAGAACAAAAAAGAGGACGUUUUCACGGAGGGAAAUCAAGUGGAAAUUCUUCUUCAAGUCUUGGAGAAAUGGUAUCAGGGACAUUUCGAGCAACUCCCACAUCAACAGCAAAACAGAAGCAAAAAGUGACGGAGCACAUUCCUCCUUACGAUGUCGUGCCAUCCAUGCGCCCAGUGGUGUUAGUGGGGCCGUCACUGAAAGGUUACGAGGUAACAGACAUGAUGCAGAAAGCCCUCUUUGAUUUCCUGAAGCACAGGUUUGAUGGGAGGAUAUCAAUAACAAGAGUGACAGCUGACAUUUCUCUUGCCAAGAGGUCUGUCCUAAAUAAUCCCAGCAAGAGAGCAAUAAUUGAACGUUCAAACACACGGUCCAGCUUAGCGGAAGUACAAAGUGAAAUUGAAAGAAUCUUUGAGUUGGCAAGAUCUUUGCAACUGGUUGUUCUUGAUGCAGACACCAUCAAUCACCCAGCACAACUUAUAAAGACAUCCUUAGCACCAAUUAUUGUUCAUGUGAAGGUCUCAUCUCCAAAGGUUUUGCAGAGGUUGAUUAAAUCUAGAGGAAAGUCCCAAAGUAAGCACUUGAACGUUCAACUGGUGGCAGCCGAUAAACUUGCACAGUGCCCUCCAGAAAUGUUUGAUGUUAUAUUGGAUGAAAAUCAGCUGGAGGAUGCCUGUGAACAUCUGGGCGAGUACCUUGAGGCGUACUGGCGUGCCACCCACACGACCAGCAGCACCCCCAUGACCCCACUGCUGGGAAGGAACUUGGGCUCAACGGCACUCUCACCAUAUCCCACAGCAAUUUCUGGGUUACAGAGUCAGCGAAUGAGGCACAGCAACCACUCCACAGAGAACUCUCCAAUUGAAAGACGAAGUCUAAUGACCUCUGAUGAAAAUUAUCACAAUGAAAGGGCUCGAAAGAGCAGGAAUCGCUUGUCUUCCAGUUCCCAGCAUAGCCGAGAUCAUUACCCUCUUGUGGAAGAAGAUUACCCUGACUCAUACCAGGACACUUACAAACCCCAUAGGAACCGAGGAUCACCUGGGGGAUAUAGCCAUGACUCCCGACAUAGGCUUUGA
Molecule: messenger RNA, 1580 nt
Organism: Cynocephalus volans (Philippine flying lemur)
Lineage: Eukaryota; Metazoa; Chordata; Mammalia; Dermoptera; Cynocephalidae
Gene: CACNB4
Product: calcium voltage-gated channel auxiliary subunit beta 4
Exons: 14
Coding region: 72-1580 (502 amino acids)
Biological process (GO): calcium ion transmembrane transport
Cellular component (GO): voltage-gated calcium channel complex
Molecular function (GO): voltage-gated calcium channel activity; protein binding
Source: RefSeq, a predicted model, not a curated record